Molecule: messenger RNA, 4691 nt
Organism: Colossoma macropomum (tambaqui)
Lineage: Eukaryota; Metazoa; Chordata; Actinopteri; Characiformes; Serrasalmidae
Gene: rtn4rl1b
Product: reticulon 4 receptor-like 1b
Exons: 3
Coding region: 458-1909 (483 amino acids)
Cellular component (GO): plasma membrane
Molecular function (GO): protein binding
Source: RefSeq, a predicted model, not a curated record
ACCUCGGUCUGAUCUCCGAUUCCUACCACCCGUCUCCCCUCGUCCCCCAGCUGCAGAGCUGAAACAGCGAUGCUUUAACGGAGGUAAGUCUGUGGAGAGGAGGCAGCGGAGUGUGUGUAUGCGUGUUGUUUCACCGCACCUCGGACGGGAAGAGGAGCGACUGUGGACUGCAGAAAUGUGUCUUGUGACCGGACUGCGCUCAGUGUUCAGGAGGGACCUCGCAUGGAUGAGAGCAGACUACACACCCCUGUAGAUCCACUCCAUUAAGAUUCUGCCUGAACUCCCACAGAGCUGCCGGACUUCUCGGUGUCCGCCACGAACAUGCUGAGCUGAGAGCCGUUGACUCGUGUCUUAAAAACAUCUGCUUCGUAGCCACAGUGAAGAAAAGCGCGUUGGGACUGGAGUACGAGAAUAGAUGAACCCCAGCGGGGCGUCAUAGGAAUCAACACUUUCCAACAUGUUUAAACGGGGCUGUGGGCUUGAGUUCCUGCUGGUGCUCUGUGGGUUGGAGCUGUCCUGGUCCUGCCCGCGUCACUGCAUCUGCUACUCAGCCCCCAGCACCGUCAGCUGCCAGGCCCACAACUUUCUGUCCGUCCCUGAGGGCAUUCCCCCGCACAGUGAGCGCAUCUUCCUCCAGAACAACAAGAUCCACAGGCUACUGCGGGGCCACUUCAGUCCCACUACGGUCACACUAUGGAUCUACUCCAAUAAUAUCACCUACAUUGAGCCCUCCACCUUUCAAGGCUUUACCCUGCUGGAGGAGCUUGAUCUGGGGGACAACCGCCACCUGCGCACCCUGUCCCCAGAGACCUUUCACGGGCUUGGUCGUCUCCAUGCCCUGCACCUGUACCGCUGUGGCCUGAGUGCACUGCCUAACAACAUCUUCCAGGGCCUUCGCAAUCUGCAGUACUUAUAUUUGCAAGACAACCAUUUGGAGUACCUGCAGGACGAUAUCUUUAUAGACCUGCACAACCUGAGCCACUUGUUUCUUCAUGGAAACCGCCUGUGGAGCCUGCACCAGAAUACCUUUAGAGGCCUGCGGGCUCUGGACCGGCUGCUGCUGCACCACAACCAGUUGCAGUGGGUGGACCGUCUGGCCUUCCACGACCUAAAGCGCCUCACCACCCUCUAUCUGUUCAACAACUCUCUGACAGAACUGGCUGGAGAGUGCCUGACCUUGCUGGGUGCACUGGAGUACCUGCGUCUCAAUGACAACCCCUGGGAGUGUGACUGCAAGGCCUUGUCUCUGUGGGACUGGCUCAAGAGGUUCCGUGGCUCCACAUCAUCAGUUGGCUGCGUGGCUCCACUCGAGCUGGCAGGAAAGGACCUGAAGCAGCUAAGGAAAGAGGACUUCCCCAACUGCUCUGGAUCUGAGUCUCUGCACCAGAGCAAGACCAAGUCAUGGGCUGGAACAGACAAGGUCUCAUUGAAGCAAGAGCCCCAACCUGCCCAGCCUCCCCAAACACACCCACACCAGCCCCACCUUACUGAACAAUUCCCCUCCUCACCUUCACCUCUGCCCCAGCCACCCCCUGCUAUUAACGGGGUGCAGGCGGGACCAGGAGGUUCCCCAGAUGUGGUGACUCCUCAGAGACCCGGUCGCUCCCGGAACUGUACGCGCCAGCGAAACAGGGACAGCAAAGGAAAAGGGCCCAACGAGGUGCACACCUCAAAGGAGAUGGCAGACAAGGAGUACUCCUCACCAGAUUUUACUGGAAAAUAUGACCACACUUCCCCUGAUAGUUCCACCACACGGAGAAAGCACAAAUGUACCCCCCGGACCUCUGUGCGUCCCCCCAGUGGGGUCCAGCAAGCCACCAACAGAGGGAACGCCUAUUGGCCCCUCUCCUUUUUCUCCAGUACUGUGGGACUUCUUGUGCUGCUAAGCACUGGAUUCAUCCUACGCUGAACUUGAUGCUGAUGCAUUAUAGCUAUACAAAAACAAUGCAGUCCUCAGAUCCACUCUAGCUCCAGCCUUGCAAGGCCUCUUAACAUGUGUCUCUGUGUGUGUGCAAGUGUGUGUGUGGGAGUGCAAGUCAUUGUGUGUAUGUCUGUAAAAUACUAUGUAAGGAGCUUUGCCAUUUAGACUCUGAAAUAGACACACAUGGUUGAACAUCAUAUUGCUAAAGACUCACAAAUUGGGGUGAGCCAAAGGUGGAAGAUUUGAAAGAGAAGAAUUAGGGCAAACUAAACAUGCUUGCACUGCCACUGUUGCCAUGACAUUUUCAUUUACUUUUGGCUGAGUCUCUAUCAGCUACAUAUUUAUGAAAGCUCACCAAAAUGACAUGUAAAAGGGAAUAUGACAUGUAACUGAAAUCCAGGUCUGGGAAGGUCACUCCAUUACAGAUUACAAAUUACCAGAUUAAAAAUAUUUUAGUAAUGUAAUCUAAAUUUAAAUGAUUAAACAAGCUUAUUAAUAUAUUCACAUGAUUUCCUUUACAUCUAAAUUCUUGUAUAAUUAAGUGGCCAUAUAUUGAACUAAAAAAUUGUGUUGCUUGUAUAUCCAGACCGUGAAGCUUUCCUGCCAGUGAUCCUGCCUCUCUUAGGUGUGCCCUUCUUAUAUUUUGCCAUUCUUUUCUCAUUUUCUUAUGUUUGCAUUGUAUCUAGUGUUUAAGGAAAAAGAUAUUGCUUGAAAUUUCUUUCCAUCACAACAUCUGAAUGUAAUUCUGCAAAUAAUCACCUCAUUUUCAGAAAGCAUCAAAACUUUCAUUACUGUCUGUUUCUUUGAAACUUACUGUCAUUUCUCCAUUCAUUUGUUUGUAAUGAUUUACAGGUUUUCCACCUUUAGGUUUUUAUGUUACAUGUACUCUGCUACUCCCCAAACCCAGCGAGACAUUCUGGAGAUAACCCGGUAAAGGUCAGGUUGAGAGAAAUGCCAUUUAUGCCACCCUAUUUUAUUAUUUUCAGUAAAGUUUGUGACUUCAAGAGGUCAAAUUGGGCGUAGCAAACAGAAACAAAUAGUUGUACUUUAAAAUGUCAUCCUUCACUUAGUUUUAAAGUCCUGCCAAAUAUAUCUUUCUGAAUAGUUGCUGCCAUCGAAACCAUGCCAGAUGAAAAAUGAUGUACUAUUAUCUUUCACCAGGGAGGACCUUCUAAUCAGACUAGAACCUUUUUCAGUGUUUUACAAGGAAACUGUUGAAUACAGUGCACUCGGACUGACUAGCCUCUAUAAAAGCACACUGGUUAUCUUACCUCAAACUGUUGCCUAAACUCCAUACAUUUUCAAAAUAGAUGUUUUAUACAUCAUCAUUCCAUUUUCUUUUCUUUCUACAUAAAAAGUUGCAUGCAAAAGUAUUAACGCCUCGGUGAAGUUGCUUUUUUCCGGAUUUCUAUGUAAAAACAAGUUCACAUCCUCAACAGGGAGCAAACUUAAAUAUGGCAUUUUUCUGCAAAUUUAAGUGCACACUUAUGACACAGUUCUGUUGAUUUUGUUUGACAUACCAAAAAAAUAAAUAAAUAAAAUGUGCCAUAACUUUUGCAUUUAGCAUUUUUGUCCUAAUAUGUUGCAUUCAGUAAAUAAUAGACCUACAGUAACUGUGCAUUAAAAUAUGCAGAAUUGUGUUCUCUGUAGAGGUUGUGUACUUAAUGUCACCUAGAAAAUCAACAAAAUAUGUCAUUUGAAACUUUUGCAUACAACUGUAUCAUUUGCCACUCACCCUUCUAUGUCUGGAUUAGUUUGUGACAAUACAUAAUGAAGCCUAACGAUAACAAGCUGCUAUUAUUGUUUAAAGAAGCAAAUGCUUCGAAAAUUCAGUGUGACCGUGUAUGUGUGAGAGAGAGAGAGUGUGUGGGUGAGUGCAUGUGCGUGUGUGUAUGUGUGUCCAAGAUAAACAGAAAUGAAAAGUUGUGGGUGUUUCUUGUCUUUUGUGUUUGUUUGAUUUGGCUGAGCUGGAAACUGGAGAUGACCUGCUAACAGGGGCAUAGAAACAGGAAGUGCCCCGAGGGGACCCAGGUCAAAUUGGGGUGAACUCCAUUUUUGCUAACAGCCCUCUGUCUGAACCCUCCAUCAAAAACACGGACACCCUUCUCUCUUAGCAGGCUGGGAAACCACUGUUCAAUGAUAACCAGAGAAGAUAAGGAAAAAAAAAAAACAAUGUUCCUUCAACUAUCUUGUUGUGAUGAAGUAUAACAGCGAUUUUCAAUUCACCUUGGCCAAAAAUGACCUUUUGGAGCCAUAGGACUGCUCGUUGGACACUUAAUGACUGCUGUUUUCAAACAAGGCAAGCUGGGGUCCUGGAGAAAGACAAUCGCGUCUGUUUCAGACAGAGGCAGCAAUGUGGACAGGGCGUCGGGUCAUCAGCUGCGGGUGCUGGAGAACUGCUGGAGAAUUGUGCCUCCUUUAUUGAGAUCGUCUUUGUAAAAAAUAACGAACUGUGAACUGUACUGUCAGCAGUAGAUGGACUUGUAAGGGAGAUAUUAAUCAGAAUAUGGCAAAAACUGUGACUGUAUGACAUUUCUGAUGACAACAGGGUUUCUGACUUCUCAAGCAGAGGGGUACCUUUCUGCAGUUUUUUUUUUCCUUUUGAUUUUCUUUUCAUUUAGGUUUUUUUUUCUUACAUGCUUUAGGCACCAUUUUCAAAGAAACUGCACAAUCCAGUCCCCUUACUCUUCCACCGUGCCCUCUAUUCUCCUGCGUCUCGCCAACCCAGUUAUUUGAUGGUUUGACAAGUUGUUCUCAGACGACUAUACAA